This is a messenger RNA of Malania oleifera, 1112 nucleotides long. RefSeq lists its product as uncharacterized. The record is from RefSeq and is a predicted model, not a curated record. Lineage: Eukaryota; Viridiplantae; Streptophyta; Magnoliopsida; Santalales; Ximeniaceae. The transcript has 3 exons. Gene Ontology annotation, biological process: regulation of gene expression. The coding region runs from base 229 to 921 and encodes 230 amino acids.
AAUUAUCAAGAGGGGAAAGAAGAAGUUUUGAAUAUAGCUAAUUUAGGUGAGAAAGUCUACUGUUUUAGCUAAUUUAAAAUUUCUUAAGAGCUUUUUGCAAAGAAAAACAAAUGUUACCAUCCCUUUACUUCGGUACUUUAUGAUAACAGUCCAGUUCUGCACAGGCUUUAAAGGCAGUUUGAUUUCUCUCAGCGCGGAGACGAGAGAGAGAGAGAGAGAGAGAGAGAGAUGGGGGUAGCAUCCCUGGGUUUAUCUCUUGUUCCCUUGACACUUGACUCACCCUCCUGCUUCUCUUCUUCACCUCCUCCCUUCCAUUCGUCUCGAUGUACUUCUUCUUCUUCUUCAACAGCUACUGUGUUGUGUUCGGGUCCCUUUUCAUACAACAGAAGCUCUAUUGAUGCCAAAUCCAGAGUCUUCCCUUCGGUAAUAAGCAGGAGCAGAGGACUACCCUACCUUUACCUUACGGUCUCCUCAUUUCCAGUAUUCUCUAAACGGCAGGUCUGCAGGGCAGCUUCUGAGGAUGAUGACGAGACUGAUGAUACCGAUGUGUCUGAUGAGGAUUUUGAUGUUGACGCGGUUAAUGAGUACAAGUUUCCCGACCCCAUUCCUGAAUUCGCCGAAGCUGAGACGGAAAAGUUCAAGACCCAUCUCCUUAAAAGCCUCUCAAAGAGAGAAGAUAUCUUUGGAGAUUCGGUUGAAGAAAUUGUAGAAAUUUGCACCGAGAUCUUGGGUACCUUCUUCCACGCAGAGUAUGGUGGUCCUGGCACACUAUUGGUGAACCCCUUCAUGGACAUGGCUGAGACUAUAAACAAAAAGGGCUUGCCUGGAGGACCACAAGCUGCGCGUGCUGCAGUUAAAUGGGCCCAAAAUCAUGUUGACAAGGAUUGGAAUCAGUGGACUGGUGCUGAUAGUGAUCAAUAGGGGCAGACCUUGUUGUAUUGUCGUAGGCAUUGAUAAUUAUCAGAGCUGUUGAGCAGAAGUUUUGGAACUUAUUCUGCAGAUCUUGAGCUUCUUGGUAAAUUUUUUGCAAAAUUUAUCAUGAAUUUAUAAAUCCAGUGAGAUGAUGAAUGUAUUUGACUAUAGAUUGUCAAUACAAUGGAAAUUAUGGACAA